This is a messenger RNA of Mus caroli (Ryukyu mouse), 3534 nucleotides long. It is a transcript of the gene Itgb6, whose product is annotated as integrin subunit beta 6. NCBI's taxonomy places the organism in Eukaryota, Metazoa, Chordata, Mammalia, Rodentia, Muridae. Gene Ontology annotation, molecular function: integrin binding. The record is from RefSeq and is a predicted model, not a curated record. Gene Ontology annotation, biological process: cell-cell adhesion; integrin-mediated signaling pathway; cell migration. Gene Ontology annotation, cellular component: integrin alphav-beta6 complex; focal adhesion; cell surface.
UGUCACUCAGCAGCAGUAUCUCUGCCUAGCGGUGUACACCCACAUGCCUUUAUGAAAUGUCUCAUUAUGCCGGUGGAAGAAAUAGUCCCAUGAAUGUGCUUUUUCAGGGAUGGUGACAACAGAAUGUUUUAAGUCUAUUCACUACCACAAGGAUCAAUGGCACUUCUGCCAAAGACUUUGCUCACGGGUACAGUAACGCAUGUCAGCACUUUCUGAGAUUAGAGGGUCUCCCGUGCGAGGUUUCUCACGCUUGCCUGGAAACAUACCUUCAAAAGACAGUCUCCCAGGACGUGAGCCCAGACAGAAAGGAGCCUGCCUGAGAGCUCAUUUCAAUUCUCUGCAGAGGCUCUAACAUGAAAACCAAACCUCUCAGUGAAAACUGAGCCGAAUGGGGAUUGAGCUGGUCUGCCUGUUUCUGCUACUUCUAGGAAGGAAUGAUCACGUCCAAGGUGGCUGUGCCUGGGGUGGUGCAGAAACCUGCUCAGACUGCCUGCUCACGGGACCCCACUGCGCCUGGUGCUCCCAGGAGAAUUUCACCCACCUGUCUGGAGCUGGUGAACGGUGCGACACCCCAGCGAAUCUUUUAGCCAAAGGAUGUCAACUACCCUUCAUCGAAAACCCUGUUUCCCGAGUAGAAGUUCUUCAAAAUAAGCCUCUCAGUGUAGGCCGACAGAAGAAUAGUUCUGACAUUGUUCAGAUUGCUCCUCAAAGCUUGGUUCUUAAAUUGAGACCAGGGGGUGAGCAGACUCUGCAAGUGCAGGUCCGCCAGACUGAAGAUUACCCAGUAGAUCUGUAUUACCUCAUGGACCUCUCCGCCUCUAUGGAUGACGACCUCAACACCAUCAAAGAGCUUGGCUCCCGGCUGGCCAAAGAGAUGUCUAAACUAACCAGCAACUUUAGACUGGGCUUUGGCUCUUUUGUGGAAAAGCCCGUUUCUCCUUUUAUGAAAACAACCCCAGAGGAAAUCACCAACCCUUGCAGUAGUAUCCCCUAUUUCUGCUUACCUACAUUUGGAUUCAAGCACAUUUUGCCAUUGACUGAUGAUGCUGAGAGAUUCAAUGAAAUCGUGAGGAAACAGAAGAUCUCUGCUAAUAUUGACACACCUGAAGGUGGAUUUGAUGCAAUCAUGCAGGCUGCUGUGUGUAAGGAAAAGAUUGGCUGGCGCAACGACUCGCUCCACCUCCUGGUUUUUGUGAGUGAUGCCGAUUCUCAUUUUGGAAUGGACAGCAAGCUGGCAGGCAUUGUCAUUCCCAAUGAUGGGCUCUGUCACUUGGACCACAGGAAUGAAUAUGCCAUGUCAACUGUCUUGGAAUAUCCAACUAUCGGCCAACUCAUUGAUAAACUGGUACAAAACAACGUGCUACUGAUCUUUGCAGUCACCCAAGAACAAGUCCAUCUGUAUGAGAACUAUGCGAAACUCAUUCCUGGAGCAACUGUUGGACUGCUUCAGAAGGAUUCUGGGAACAUCCUUCAGCUGAUCAUCUCUUCUUAUGAAGAACUGCGGUCUGAGGUGGAACUGGAAGUGUUAGGGGACACAGAAGGACUCAACCUGUCUUUCACAGCUCUCUGUAACAAUGGCGUCCUCUUCCCACACCAAAAGAAAUGCUCCCACAUGAAAGUCGGAGACACAGCAUCCUUCAAUGUGACUGUGAGCGUAUCCAACUGUGAAAAAAGAAGCAGGAACCUCAUCAUAAAGCCAGUGGGGCUGGGGGACACCCUAGAAAUACUCGUCAGUGCAGAAUGUGACUGCGACUGCCAGAGAGAAAUAGAAACUAACAGCUCUAAGUGUCACAAUGGGAAUGGCUCCUUCCAGUGUGGGGUGUGUGCCUGCAACCCCGGCCACAUGGGUCCUCACUGCGAGUGUGGUGAGGAUAUGGUGAGCACGGAUUCCUGCAAGGAGUCCCCCAGUCACCCUUCAUGCAGCGGAAGGGGAGACUGCUAUUGUGGGCAGUGCAUCUGCCACUUAUCACCGUACGGAAGCAUCUACGGACCUUACUGCCAGUGUGACAACUUCUCCUGUCUGAGACACAAAGGCCUUCUCUGUGGAGAUAACGGUGACUGUGACUGUGGCGAGUGUGUGUGCCGGGAUGGUUGGACAGGUGAAUACUGCAACUGUACAACCAACAGGGACUCGUGUACAUCUGAGGAUGGAGUGCUGUGCAGUGGACGUGGGGACUGUGUCUGUGGCAAGUGUGUCUGCAGAAACCCUGGAGCCUCAGGACCCACCUGUGAACGCUGUCCUACCUGUGGCGACCCCUGUAACUCUAAACGGAGUUGCAUCGAGUGCUACCUGUCUGCAGAUGGCCAGGCCCAAGAAGAGUGCUCUGACAAGUGUAAAGCCAUUGGUGCCACCGUCAGUGAGGAAGAUUUUUCAAAGGACACUUCUGUCUCCUGCUCUCUACAAGGAGAAAAUGAAUGUCUUAUUACAUUCCUAAUAACUAUGGAUAAUGAAGGGAAAACCAUCCUUCACAACAUCAAUGAAAAAGACUGCCCCAAACCUCCGAACAUUCCCAUGAUCAUGCUGGGGGUGUCACUGGCAAUCCUGCUCAUCGGAGUUGUGCUACUGUGCAUUUGGAAGCUGCUGGUAUCAUUUCAUGACCGGAAGGAAGUUGCUAAAUUUGAAGCAGAACGCUCUAAGGCCAAGUGGCAAACGGGAACCAAUCCUCUGUACCGAGGCUCCACCAGCACUUUUAAGAACGUGACCUACAAACACAGGGAGAAGCACAAAGCAGGCCUUUCCUCAGAUGGGUAGACAGACCUCCUUCGGCCAGAGAAAGUCAACUCCGCUUGUGUUAAAGGUUAAUGCAUUGUAUGGUUUAUCGUGCUUUGUCACUUCAAAAGGAGGUUGACUUAAGAUAAUAACAGGUCAUUCAACAAUCAGUCAUUCAGGGCAUGAAGGUGAGACAUUGUUUGCAGAUUGGAAACAAUCAAGAAAAGAAUAUCCCAAGCAAAGAGAUGAAUUCAAGAUCGCUUGAAGAAUAUGAACUCUGUUGCAUUAAUGCCUAAAAAAAAUCAUCAAAAUGAUUCCCAGGAACUUGAUUUGCAUUUGAAAAAUGUUCAGAAUUAGAAUCUCAUUUGCUUCAGGAAUCCAGCUACCUAAAGUCUUUGUCUCCAAAAAAAUCCUGGAGUCCUUAUGCAUUGUGUACCCAUACUGGCCGAUUAUUCUAAACUUGCAGAAAAAUCUAUUUCCUGAAGGAAUUUGUUUCUUUGGUUGGUUGGUUGGUUUGGUUUUUGUUUUGUUUUGUUUUUUUCUUUCCUUUCUUCUGCUUUUUUUCUUUUUUCUUUCUUUUCUUUUUCUUUCUUUCUUUUGUUCUUUUAGAAAGGGUGUCUCUAUGGCCAUUCUGGAACUGACCAGGCUGCCUAGCCUUGAACUCAUAACCAUGGAUCUGCCUGUCUCUGCCUUCCACUUCAUGCUCAGAGAUCUUAACUUUUAUGUAUGAGAAAUGAGAGUCUGAUUUCCCACCAGCUGAAAGAAUCCAGUUCUCCCAGAGUGACUACCCAAGUGAGAGAUUGAAAAUUAAGUCAUGGGCUUGU